Messenger RNA from Bradysia coprophila, 1058 nucleotides. RefSeq lists its product as uncharacterized. The record is from RefSeq and is a predicted model, not a curated record. NCBI's taxonomy places the organism in Eukaryota, Metazoa, Arthropoda, Insecta, Diptera, Sciaridae.
AAACCUGUCAAAUUUUUACGAAAAAUCGAACACUCGAAAAAUCACAGUGAAAGUGUGUUGUGCACGUACUGCAUAAGGAAAAUAAUACGAAAAUAUUGGAGAUGAAUAAGCAGAGUUUAUUCAAUUUUUUUAACUCUCGAACGGAUUGGUUCAGUGCAUUUACAAAUGGGAAGAAUUUACGUGUUGCUGUUAUUCUUAUUGCGAUAUAUCAUAUGAUUAUCUCGCAAAUUUUACUCUUUGUUAUGUUGCUUGGGCUGACCCAUGCCGAGAAAAUGGUUGGGAUAUUGCUAGGUGAUAUAACCGAUCAAAAGGAGCGUGAAGAAUAUUACGAAAUGCCAGUUAAUUCAAAUGGUGAAUCAAUGAAUCAGGUCCGGUUUAAGGCUGCGUCAGAGCUAGCUGCAUCGACAACAACAACGUUAUAUGUCGGUGUUGCGAUGGCCACUUUAUAUGUGUGUGCAUGUUUUGGAUUGUUAUUCGGUACCCUCAAAUACAGAAAUGAAGGUAUUGCAUCAUGGUUGGUGGCUCAAGUUGUUUACGAAAUUGUUUUGAUUUCUUGUGCUUACGCGGGCGUGCACUAUGGCUUUAAGGAGAUUCUUGGUGAUCAUGCGAAAUGCUUUUGGCUUUUGGUCGUUUUAAAUGUUGGAGUCGAUUGUUUAAAUUGGUUGGUAGUGUAUUGCUUCUACAGAAUAUUAAAAGAAAUGAAGAAAUUGACCAAAUCAGCAACGGUCUGGAUACCCUGCCCACAACCUGGAAAUGUUCAGUUCAGCAAGGAAAAUAUGUACCUUGGUGACGGUGGCCACAAACACACCUUAACCGAAAAUGAACUUUCCAAUCCGAAUUACGUCGUGUAAUUUCAAACAUUUUCGACCCAUUUCGAAUACCAUUCUACUAAUAAAAAUUUGCUUCAAUUAAACUUUUCUCUUCACAUUAACCAAAUGAAAAGUAGAAACAUCUAACAACGAGCGAAAGAGAACUCGUUUAGAAUGUAGUUGAAAAUAUAAUUGAAAUUAACUCCGAAAUUAAAAGAAUAAAUUAUUUUUCGAUUUAAAGAACAAAAA